This is a messenger RNA of Penicillium canariense, 972 nucleotides long. RefSeq lists its product as uncharacterized. Gene Ontology annotation, molecular function: RNA binding. The transcript is spliced from 3 exons. NCBI's taxonomy places the organism in Eukaryota, Fungi, Ascomycota, Eurotiomycetes, Eurotiales, Aspergillaceae. The coding region runs from base 1 to 972 and encodes 323 amino acids. The record is from RefSeq and is a predicted model, not a curated record.
AUGGGCGACAAGAAGCGCAAGCUCGCGGAGGAGACUCCGGCCGAUGGGGUUGCUCCGGAGGGCAAGAAGAUGAAGAAGGAGAAGAAGGAGAAGAAGGACAAGAAGGAGAAGAAGGAGAAGCGCCAGGCCGAGAAGGAGGUCGAGGUUGCCCCCGAGGUCAUCGAGGAGGACAAGAAGGAGAAGAAGAAGAAGCAGAAGAAGGAAGAGGCCAACGAGAGCAACGAGAGCCAACAGGUCGAGACGAAGGAGAAGCGGGAAAGCAAGAAGGCCGAGAAGGCCGAGAAGAAGGAGAAGAAGGAGAAGCGCAGUGCCGACAAGACGGACCUCGACGCCGAGGAGAAAGCCGCCAAGAAGGCCGCGAAGAAGGCUAAAUCCGAUAAGAAGAAGGCCGCCGAGGAAGACAAAGAGUCUGCUUCUCAAGAGGGCUCGACGGACGAGCCCGAGGCUGAUGCUUCCAACGAGGCCGAGGUCACGCAGAAGAGCUCCCGGUUCAUCUGCUUCGUCGGCAACCUCCCCUACUCUGCCAACCACGAGUCCCUCACCAAGCACUUCGAGAAGAACCCGCCCGCCAACAUCCGCGUGGCAACGAAGAAAGAAGCCCCGAGCAAGUGCCGCGGCUUCGCAUUCAUCGAGUUCGACAACUAUGACCGCAUGAAGACCUGCCUCAAGCUGUACCACCACUCCAUGUUUGACGACGGCAAGUACCCGCCUCGCCGGAUGAACGUUGAGCUGACUGCCGGCGGCGGCGGCUCCAACUCCGAGCACCGCAAGGCCAAGAUCCAGGCCAAGAACGAGAAGCUCAACGACGAGCGCCAGCGUCUCGCAAAGGACAUCAAGAAAGACAAAAGGGACCACGACAAGGGCAAGCCCGCGCGCUCCGGGGUGUCCGGCGCCAACGCUGUGACCGUCGACGGUGGAAACGAUAACGACCAGUUCGCUGGUAUGCACCCCAGUCGCCGGGGCCGGAUCUAA